AUGGAUACCGCGUACGCGACCCUCUUCAGCAAGUACAGAGAGGCUGCCGUAUUAGCCUGCGAUGAAAUCGGCAUUGAGCCGAAGGAUUUGUUGUAUAGGGCCAAGAAGUCUUUCAAACAGUCAGACAACGACAGCUCCAGUGCGAUCCUCGUGCGGUACACGCUAAAUGAGCGCACGAGACAGAACCGAAUUCGGCAAGUGCUCGUUAUUAGGAACAAACUUGUUCUUCAGGGCAACGUAUCUGACAGGUGGAAGAAACGAUGCCAACAGUACCCUGACGCACCGCGAGCACCACGGAUACCGAAGGCAGUGUUAGAGAAGUUGUUAGCACAGUUGGAAAAGGAGCGAGAAGAUAAGAGCGAUGAGGUAGGCAGUGCUCACCCUUCAUCGCCAGCGUUUUCUCUUACGGGGGAAAUACAUAAAGGGCUUAGGUUGAGAAGAUCAUUGGGGAGGAGUGGUGGUGCAUCUUUUGUUCGUUCACCUUCGGGAACCGAAACUUUCCGCUCACCGAUGGCGGGGUCGCCUAUGCACAUGAGUCGAACCUCACCAACAGCAGCUGCUGCUCGAGGUAGGAGGGGUAGUAAAGUACUAUUUGGGAGAGAACUCGAGGUGAAGGACCUUGAGGUACGCCGUGGGGGUCACUCUGCCACAGCUCCCAUCAUAAAAUACUCUGAGGAGUGUCGUUCCAGCCCUUCUCGCAGCAGGCAGUCGGGGAGGAAAGCGCGUAAACAUGGACCUGUCCCCCCAUCUGACCCUCCACUAUUUCCUCCGAUUCCGCGGCACGGGCGCAGUGAUGAAACGCUCGCUCAAGAGGCGGAAGAUCUCGAGAGGUAUCGACACACUCUUUCACUGUACGCAGUCGACAGCGCCUCAUUACUAGAAAAAUUCAUGGAACAAACUGCCAAAAGGGGACUGAACGGCAGUAAUACCGAGUCGAAUGCUACGGCGCAAGAUUCGGCACGCUCAAAGAGUGCUGCGCAAGAUGGAGAAGUGGAGGCAACCAAGAAAGGGAAGAGGAGCGAUAUCGUGUGUUUGCCACAGAGAACAGCGCAAGAACGGAGGACUGCGGUUUUUAUGCGCUUAGCGAGAAUGCAAUUGGCCCGUAACAUGGAUGAAUUCAGGAAGAUGAAAAUUUACCUCGGUGAAAUGGAUGAAAUUGGACAAGCAGGUACCAUCGUAGCAUCUAUCAGAGCUCGCGCCAACAUAAAUAAACCUCCCACACAUGAAGAAUACAUGGAAACACUGCGGGACAAAGAGCGCCAGCGUGAACUUCGACUCCAGCGUGAGAAGAAAGAGUUCCAGCGGACUUUGAAACUGCACGAAAAGAAGGAGCGCAGUGCGAAGAAAGUUCUUGAAAAGAUAAAGAGCAAGUGGACAAAUGUACGUUUGGAGGCUCUGACCACCAAGCGUGACAUUGCUCUAACAAACCGCAAACGCGCGGACAGACGACUAAAAAUGAAACAAGAUCAUUAUUGUGUGCGUCUUUCCAAGAAGGAAAUGGAGGCUGAAGAACGUCGCAGAAAACUAUUCCGAACCAUCUCCAUGAAGCGGUAUGAACAUGACCAGGAGGAACUCUUCCGCAAAAACAUAAAGGGGAAAAUAAUGGAGAUGGAUAGACUGAAAAACUGGCGUAGUGAAUCCCUUGCGCUGCCAGAUGUAUCACCACACUCAGAAAAGAAAAAAACAAUACUUUGUCCCUUGUAA
Messenger RNA from Trypanosoma brucei brucei TREU927, 1704 nucleotides. RefSeq lists its product as hypothetical. Bases 1 to 1704 code for a protein of 567 amino acids. Lineage: Eukaryota; Euglenozoa; Kinetoplastea; Trypanosomatida; Trypanosomatidae. The transcript has a single exon. The record is from RefSeq and is a predicted model, not a curated record.